Lates calcarifer (barramundi perch) is the source of this 9366-nucleotide messenger RNA. It is a transcript of the gene hcn2b, whose product is annotated as hyperpolarization activated cyclic nucleotide-gated potassium channel 2b. Gene Ontology annotation, molecular function: voltage-gated potassium channel activity. The record is from RefSeq and is a predicted model, not a curated record. Gene Ontology annotation, cellular component: membrane. The transcript has 8 exons. Lineage: Eukaryota; Metazoa; Chordata; Actinopteri; Centropomidae. The coding region runs from base 1664 to 4861 and encodes 1065 amino acids. Gene Ontology annotation, biological process: transmembrane transport; potassium ion transport.
UUAAAUGUGUGUUCACUGUUUUCUUAUUUAUACCUUGUUUACCAUUGUUAUUAAAGGACAGGCUCACAGUUUUAAUGUUUGUCUUAAAACAGGUUCCCAUCUGAUCGCUGAAAGCUUGCUUCUUGCAAUCAUUCCUCCUGUCCAUGCUCGCCAUUAAAAGAUCCCAUUCUAGUGCUCUUCCGGUGUAAGUGAUAGGACGCAAAAUCCACAGUUGUAUGGUGCAGAAAUACACUCAAAACUUGAGCUGUUGUUAACGUGGGGCUCAGCAGUCCGAGUCAGAUUAAUCAAGCGGUUAAUCUUCCAAAAAGUACAAAAUUCCCUCUGUGUUUUCCCAAAGUGUUUUGGGCUGUGGUGGAGGGACAGUAACACAAAGUGGUGGGUUCACACUAAAAAAACAAACUUGAGUAGAUCUCCAUUUCAGCCUGCUGAAGUCUGUCAUAUCAGCCUCAGAUGAGCUUGAGAAUAGUAUUUUUUUUUACAACAAAAACUUUCAGUAUACAUGUGGGCCCCUUACUACUGUGUGAAUCUCCUUUAAACUCAGAAAACCACUCUCACUGGAGGCUUUAGUUUUUACAGUCUAAGAAGUUGUCUGGAACUACGGUUUGGGCUUAAACACACCAACACCAAUGGGGCAGUUGUACCCACACGUAAAAACACUGUAACCCCAUUGGAAUGUGUUAAAGUCAAAUAAGAAGAAUGAAAAAAAGAGAGAAAAAAGGUUGUGCAAUGCAUGAUUGUAAACUCAACAUUUUAGUCAGUUCUGCAGAAAAAACACAGUAAAUGCAGUUUUUAAGUGCCUGAUAUUCAGUAGGGAAGAUACAACUGCUGCCACAACAGUAAAAGGCUAUGCGCACUGUGCUAAUACAGACAGAAACGCCUUUAUGGUCACGCAGGGAGCUUGAGUAGGUGCAAUGUGUAGAUUUGUCCACAAGGUGGAGCCCUUUAACCAAGAGAGGGAGCGCGCGACAGUUGAGGCAGACUACAACCAACGUAAAGCAACAGGCGGACGUUGUUGACACGGGAUCCCAGUCUAGUUAAGAAAGCCUACAUAUAGUAGUGCAUUUGUUAUUGAUCACCUGACCAUGGCGAGGCGAAAUGUUAUUGGCUGCUGAGCCCUUUUUGAUUGAGUUAUCUGAGGUCAGUAGUGGAUGGCAAAAGAUGGUGAACUUGGUGGUUUCUUGUGACCUUCAUUUGUCAGCCUUUGUCCUGAUGUUGUUUGGUUCCAGCAGGUGAGUUUAUUUAUGUAUUUGAUAAAAUAUUUGUUUGUUUAUUCACGAACUUAUUAGAUUUUAAAUUCUACAUACACUGUGAGGCUGGGUGUGUCCCGGUUUGACAAAAUUGCUUUCUUUCGUUCACAUACAGUAUUUUCUUCAGUAUUCUGUGUAAGCUAAGCCCAAGGGUAAUGUUGUCGUCUUUCUCUCUCUCUCUCUCUACACACACACAAUAACAGCAGCCAGGUUGCAGCCAUGGCAACGCCACCGGUGCGCUGUUAUCCUAAAGUGUUGUGAAUGGAAAGCAGAGGGCCGUUGCUGCUUUGAACUCCACAUUCCUUCCUCCGCCGCCGCCCAGUCUCGCCGGGAGGUUCAAGGUUCGGGAGUGUCCGUCCAUCCGCCCCCCCCCCCCCCACACACACAAUCCGUCUGUCCGUCUUUGUCUGCCGGCGAUGGACGAGGCGGAAGACGGCGAGGAGGAGCCCAAAUUCCAGCAGCCACGACCACCUCAAGUACCCAGCUUGACCGGAUGCGAGGAUCAUGGGAGCAGCGGAGGAACCAAGAUGAAGAAAUUUACGCCAGGAGGCGGAGCCGCGUCCAUUGCGCGCAAAAACUCCAACAACAAUGAGCUCUGGCUCUUGCAAGACGAGGACUCCGCACCUCUCAGUGCCAGUGGCAGCACAGCCCCCACUCUGUCACGCCAGAGGGAUGCUGCUGGCGGUCGAGACGGCUCAGAGUCAGACCACAGGAGUGGAGGAGACACAGUGUCAGAGGCGGGAGUGAUAGGAGAGGGAGCUAUCGGUAUGAUAUGCAACAAAAACGGAGAUUGUAGAAGGGACCCGACCAGUUCAGGGAGUCUCUCCUCUCUCAUCUCAAGACAGGAGAAGCAGGCAGAUGGAGUAGUAGCGGCAGCAGAAGACGGCAAGGGGCAGGCUGCGAGCAUGGACGGCUCUGUCACUUCACCGGGGUCCCUGACACAGGGGCCCGGGGCCGAGGUCAAGACAGCGGCGGCAGCGAUGGAGAAGAAGGACUCCAGAGUUUCCUUCUCCAAUGCCCCAACCAGUAAAGGACAGACUCCGAGUCAGCAGUCGAGAAAUUCUGUCACAUUCUCCAAAGCCGAGGACGGCUCUCAGAUAGUGCCGGACGAUGGAGAUGCCAGGGGGAAUCAGACUUACAUGCAGCGACAGUUCAGUUCCAUGCUUCAGCCCGGAGUUAACAAAUUCUCCCUGCGCAUGUUUGGCAGCCAGAAGGCAGUGGAAAAAGAGCAAGAGCGCGUAAAGUCAGCGGGUAAUUGGAUUAUCCACCCAUACAGCGACUUCAGGUUCUACUGGGACUUCACCAUGCUGAUGUUCAUGGUGGGCAACCUGAUCAUCAUCCCUGUGGGCAUCACCUUCUUUAAGGACGAGACCACCACGCCCUGGAUCAUCUUCAACGUGGUGUCUGACACCUUCUUCCUCAUGGACCUGGUCCUCAACUUCAGGACGGGCAUCGUGUUUGAGGACAACACCGAGAUCAUCCUCGACCCCAAAAAGAUCAAGAAGAAGUACCUGAAGAGCUGGUUUGUGGUGGACUUUGUCUCGUCAAUACCUGUGGAUUAUAUCUUUCUCAUCGUGGAGAAAGGGAUCGACUCAGAGGUGUACAAGACGGCCAGGGCGCUCCGCAUUGUCCGCUUCACUAAGAUCCUCAGUCUGCUGCGCCUGCUGAGGCUGUCCAGACUCAUCCGUUACAUCCACCAAUGGGAGGAGAUCUUCCACAUGACCUAUGACCUGGCCAGCGCUGUGAUGCGAAUAUUCAACCUGAUUGGUAUGAUGCUGCUGCUGUGUCACUGGGAUGGCUGUCUCCAGUUCCUUGUUCCCAUGCUACAGGACUUUCCAUCUGACUGCUGGGUCUCCCUCAACAAGAUGGUGAAUGACUCAUGGAGCGAGCUCUACUCCUUCGCCCUCUUUAAGGCCAUGAGCCACAUGCUGUGCAUUGGAUAUGGAAGACAAGCUCCAGAGAGUAUGUCGGACAUCUGGCUGACCAUGCUCAGUAUGAUCGUAGGAGCCACCUGCUACGCCAUGUUCAUCGGCCAUGCCACUGCGCUCAUCCAGUCUUUGGACUCGUCUAGACGGCAAUACCAGGAAAAGUACAAACAAGUGGAGCAGUACAUGUCCUUCCACAAACUACCGGCCGACUUCCGACAGAAAAUCCAUGACUACUACGAGCACAGGUACCAAGGCAAGAUGUUUGAUGAAGAGAGCAUCCUGGAGGAGCUUAAUGAGCCUCUGCGCGAGGAAAUUGUAAACUUCAACUGUCGUAAGCUGGUAGCGUCCAUGCCGCUGUUUGCCAAUGCUGAUCCCAACUUUGUGACUGCCAUGCUGACCAAACUGAGAUUUGAAGUCUUCCAACCUGGAGACUACAUCAUCAGAGAGGGCACCAUCGGCAAGAAGAUGUACUUCAUCCAGCAUGGGGUGGUCAGCGUCCUGACCAAAGGAAGUAUUGGCAUGAAGCUGAUGGAUGGCUCCUACUUUGGAGAGAUCUGUCUGCUGACCCGAGGCAGACGGACGGCCAGUGUGCGAGCGGACACCUACUGUCGCCUGUACUCUCUCUCUGUGGACAAUUUCAACGAGGUGCUGGAGGAGUACCCCAUGAUGAGGAGGGCCUUUGAGACAGUUGCCAUUGACAGAUUGGACAGGAUAGGCAAGAAGAACUCAAUCCUGAUGCACAAAGUUCAGCAUGAUCUGAACUCAGGUGUUUUCAACAACCGGGAGAAUGAGAUGAUCCAGGAAAUAGUCAAAUACGAUCGGGAGAUGGUUCAACAGGUGAAUGUGCCACGACCGCGAGCCAUGUCCAUGACAUCUCCUCUACACGGUGGGAUCUUUACCCCUCCGGGUUCCUCCACCCAGCCUCAGAAUUCUGCAAUCGCCACCCUGCAGCAGGCUGUAGCCAUGAACUUUUGUCCCCCCAUGCAAGGGAACUCAAUGGGAGCAGGGAACCUGCAGUCCCCCAGGAUGGUUAGGAGAUUCCAGGUGAUGCAAAGUGUAUCCAGCCCUGUCCCAGCUUCACCCCUUCAGUCUCAGCUCCUUGCUUCUGGUGCCUUUGCUCCGGUCCUGUCCAGCCCCCCUGUCCAGAGCCCACUGGCAGUUGGAGGACGAUCAUUCCAGUAUGGGUCUAGUGCCCUGGCUGGUCCCACCUCAGGCUCCCAGCUUUCUCUUACCCAGCAGCACACAGCCAGCCCAGCACACCGGCUCAGCACACAUAAGAGCACCCAUUCCUUGCAAAUGGGCAGUCUGAGCCAAGACGCCAGGGCGCUGUCAGCCUCUCAGCCCUCACUGCCCCAUGAGGUGGCACAACCAGGCGCCCCUAGUCCACCCCAAUCUACACGAGUCUCCUCCACCUCCAUUGGACCCCCUCAGGCCGCAUCAAGUCACACAGGCGUCCGGAGCGCUAUACCACAUAGGGUGGUACUGCCCCACCAAAUGUCUGUAGGGGCCUUCCCUGUAGCAUCCCUGCCUGGUUCUGGGCAGAGUUUUGGGGCUGCUGCAGGUCUGGCGGUGGGAGGUGUGGGAGCAAGUCUGGGGGAAUCAGGACUACCCAAGAAGGACUCUAUAGUGAGCCUUCCUGAGACAGACCACAUCAAAGUCAGAUCCAGGCUAUCCUCAAACUUGUGAUCUUAAUUAAACUCUUCUGGGGGAGUGACUCAGUGAGGGGCUUGACUGCAGGAACAUGGGAGGGUUUCUGUCCUCCCUCCUACAGUUCAUCUUCUCUCUACCCACUCCAGUUUGACUAUCCGAAUGUAUGAAUGUUGAGUGAGUGGCAGCAAGGGAAAUCUGAGAGGAGACUGUUAUAACAAAAUAAAGUCUGUAUGGUGACUUUUGAAUCUGCAGCAUCGAGAUGUUUCUACUCACAGAUGAAGUAGAUGCACAGAACAGUAGUGGUAAAGUAGCAUCUGCCCACCUCCCCCUCCUUUAUUUAUUGUAUUUCACAAUAUAGCCAACAACAUACAGGCAUAUCCCCUUCACUUCCCCUUUCAUCCAUCUCAUGUAAUGCAAACCUGGGGUUGGAUGGGACUAAAAGAAAAUCAGGGACCUGCUUCAGAUUUCAGAAGUUGGGCACUUGUGUUGUUAUGUUGUUUAACUACUGUAUCUACCACAUUUUGUCAUUUGGCUGGCUGUGAAAGACAAUCUCCCCACAAAUGCAUAAUAAUUGUGGUUUUAAAAAAAGAUAAAAAGUUAAAAUUGGUGUGUUUUUCCUGUUUUAUUUUUUAAAUAUCCAUUCAAACAGAUCAUUAGACCAAAUUUUUAAGCACAAAAUUGGACUUGACUACCUUUAUUCCAGUGUUUUAAGCCAUAUUUUCCCCAGGCUAUUGAUAUGAAUGGUUUAACAAGUACAUUUAUAAAUCAAACUGGCAUUGGCCAGAAUCUAGUUGGCCUCUUUUGUAAGUCUUCCCUGCCUCUGAUAGUCUCCACGGGUAAACAUGUGAGGCUGUAGGAUCUUCAGAUCACAGAUGAUGAAUAUCCUUCAAACUGAAAUUACAGCUGUGGCACAAAUUGUCUUGUUCCAGCCAAGCCAUCGAUUUCUACAGGAAAUGUCUGCACAUUUGUUUACUUUAAAGCUGCAUUAAUCAAUAUUUUUAUAUUAACAGUGAAUCAGAUGACUAAGUGCAAUGUGAAGGGAAUAUUGAACACAUAGAGAAUGAUCACUCAGCUUGGCUUUAGCUUCUUUUAGCCCAAUAUUUUGUUUUUAAGACCCACAGAUUUAUGGUACAGCUCAGCUCUCCUCAGCGUUCUUUCCAGACUCAACAAACAACUGUUUAGGACAAAAAAGCUACAGUAAGUUAUUAUGAAUAACGUGUGACCUGCACAGCAGCAACUGCAGAAAAACAAAAUUAACAUUUAGCAAGCUAAAGCUUGAGCCAGAUAUUCUCCUCAGGAGUUGAUAGAGACCAAACCAGAGCUAAGUGGCCUGUCAGGUGGAAACAAAAAUUAACUCUAGUGGGAUGAUAAUGUUGCUCAGGUCAGCUGGAGGUGUUUUUUGCUAACACUUUUGCUCUGGCGACUGUGUGCCUAUUAGCUUGUUUUGGAGUUCUUCCCCAAAGCGCGAAAAAAAUUUAUUAAUGCAGCUUUAAAAUUCAUGAGUAAACAAGGUCUAAUAAGAAAUAUACCUGAAUAAAUUCCACUUCCUCUUAAAAGCAGAUUUGAUUUCUGCAGUAGUGGGGUUUAUGGUCUGUUGUCAUGUGAGUAGUAAUAUCCCACACUUGGUGAAAGUAUUCUAUUGUAUCUUAGAAAUGAUAAUUCACUGCCAGUUAAUUAUCAGGACUUUUAUACCAGUCAAAAUGUAAAACCAUUCAAAUUCACAUAAUCAAAAUGUAAAUUCAUCCUUUUUAAACCCUGAAUCUCACAUUUCUUGCAGCAGCAGUUUGGGCAAUGUGUCACUAUGCCAAAGUCAAUUCAUAGAGAUAAUGAAACUCCUGCAAAGCUCAGCCCUACUGUAAAUGCUACAGUCUUGAUCAGCAGCCAAGGACAGUGCAGAUACUUUGCAGGAUGUAUAAUGCAGUGUGCCUCUGUCAUUAAUGCCUCAAUAAGAGUUCAUCGAAUGCCGCUGAUUUGUGUCCAAAAGCAUUAGGAAGAGAACCUUUUCUCUCCGGACCUGACAUUCUUAUUCACCUCGUCUCACUAAUGCCUGAACCAUUACUGGGUAAUGAGAGUGGAAAUUGGAAUCCCUCGGGUCUGUUUGGGACUGUUACUAUUCUCCUUCGAUUGGAUUUCAUUAUACAGUGCCAAUAACGAGUUCCUAUCCUGAUGAUCAUUUUGCAUUUUCAUUUUGUUUAGUUUCACAGUUCCUGUGUUGUUGUCCUCCACCUUGAGAGUUCUGAGCGGGACAAAGUUGAAGGUUUAUAAGUAUUUUUAUACGGUGUUUUUGAGGUGUGUUUUUGUUCUAUGCCCAAAUUAUGCCCUGUGGAACCUAUUUGGAUGCUCAAAAAUAAUUAAUAUACAUUGUUAUUAUGAGAAUAGUCUUUUACUGAACUUCACAUUGUGUCCUGGAGGUGCUGUCUCAGGACAGCAAAUGCAUUUAGUGAUGGUGGUAGUUUACAGACAUUUUUUUCUGGAAAGCACGCAGUAGAUGAAGACAGCGAGAAGGAGAAAGAGAGGGGACUGAAACAAGUCAAUAGCUGAACUCAAACCAUAAUCAGAUAUUAGUAACUCAAGGUAAAUGAUACAAACUCAACCCCACAAUUUAAUAAAAGCUCAAAAAUAAACAGAGUGAAACCAAAGUUUCAAGGCCUGGGAUUUAUUUAUUUUUUGUAUGCAGAUCUUUCAGGAUGUUAAGGUAUGAACAUCAUUUCACAGACUCAAUCAUUCACUCUGACUAAAUGUACAAUCAGAGAAUAAUACACUAAACUCAUUCAGUCAUUACUUAAUUUCGUCUGAAAGUGAAGUUUAGCAUACAAAGCAAUAACUGUUUCAAAAAGAGUGUGUGGUCACUAUAUGCAAAUGAUGUUCUGUUGUAUCAUUGAGAUGUUCACAGAGAUGCAAUAUUUCACAUCUUGGAUUGAUUUCCCAAACUAUAAUGAGAAUUUGUUUAAAGUCUGUUUUUGGAAGAAUGUGAGCAGAUAUCCAGUUUUAAAAUACACUUCUCAGUGACAAUGAGUUGAUUGACAUGGUUGUUAUUUCUAUGUGUAAACACAGUGUGCAUCAUGUAAAUCAGACUACUUAUUUAUUUAGCCUAGUUUACUGUAACUGUAGACAUACAAAAAAAGUUUCAAAAAGGAACAUCUUUUUAAUCUUUGAUGAAAUGCAUAUUAGCGUCUGGUAUGAACCGAUAUUACUUGAACAUAAUAAUUAAAGCAGAACAAAACUAUUUGCAUUACAGAGGAUGUAUCACUCCUUUUUCUACAGUCGCUCACAGUACCGCCCACAGUUUGUAUAUAAUCCUGUGCCAGUUGCUGUGAGGUCUGCAUGGUUUCUUCUCUUGUGUAUGCUUUAUUUAUUUAAUUAUUUUUUUCUAACCUCACAUCCCAGUCCAUUUGCAGAUCCUGUACCUUUGACCAAUGCUGCUUUCUGAUUUAUUUUUCUGUCUAUGCCGUUAACUCUGCUACCAAAAUAGCAUGUUACCCAGAACUCUAAAUGCACUUUUCAGUCUGUUUGCAACUUUACAAACAUGUAUAGUGUUAUGUAAAUGUUACAACAACUCAGCUGUUCCAACUUUUUCACUACACCCCCCAGGCUUUGGUAAGGAUGGCAUCUGGGCCACACACACACAUAGACGCAGCAGAAGCCGCAUCAAUACAAGCAUCUGUAUUUACCAAGUUGUGUGCUUUCAAAAUGCUGUUUUCAAAAAGAGUCUUCUUCAUUUUUCCUAUCUUCAAUGCUACAGCUUCUCCAGAGUUAACACUAUUUUCCAUUCAAAUUUUUGUUCAGAUGUGUCUUUGGGUUCGUCAUCGACAGUAAAGCAUGGAGAUCAGAGCGUUUAAAAUGUUUACUUACAAGGGCUGUUCAUCUGAAUUGAGCGAGGAUGUGAUUUUGUGUCUCUACCUUUGUCACAAAUGUACAUUUACGUUAAUGAGCUCAGAUGUUUUCUCUCUUAUUGAAUAAUAAUGACUACACCAACACUAAAACAAUAUAUAAUGCACUUUUUAAUACUAUAAUACAAUAUGACUCAAUGCCAAACAGUAAUCGGUCAGCAUCUAUUUAUUUCCUUCACAUCCCUGCUUUUUGUUGGCCUAACUCUUCUGUACUUUCUUUCUCAGAUCCCAGACCAGUUAGCGUCAAUAAUACAGAGACUUAGUACAAAGCCAAUACCAAAACCAAUCAAUACCUUAACACUACAGACACAUGUAGGCCAGCUAACGUACACUGAGAUCCUCACCACAACCCAUGAAUUCCCAUGAAGCAGACAGACGAUCUCAGGCGGUCACUCUCUGUCAUUUCAGUCUGUCAGGGACCUGAUUUUCUUUUCUUGAGUCACUUUACAAUUGUCACAUCCCAUUAUCAUGUACUGUGCAUACCUAGUGCCUAGCAUAUAUUGUAGUCUCCACAUACAUGUACUAUAUUCUCUGUGUGUGUGUGGCUGUAAAAAGAAAUACAAGCUCCUCACAAUGCAAACAUCACUGUUGGUUAUAUCCCACUGCAAUACAUGUAAAAAAGGAAAAUCAAUAAACUGUAUUUGAUUAUGA